Messenger RNA from Postia placenta MAD-698-R-SB12, 900 nucleotides. RefSeq lists its product as hypothetical. Lineage: Eukaryota; Fungi; Basidiomycota; Agaricomycetes; Polyporales; Adustoporiaceae. The record is from RefSeq and is a predicted model, not a curated record. The coding region runs from base 1 to 900 and encodes 299 amino acids. The transcript has 6 exons.
AUGAAAAAUGCAGACUCACCCGAGCGAGAACUCGUGGAAAAGGACCCAGUAACGAUAGAACAGCGCCUGCACCAUCCACACGCACGGUUCAAACUGCACCUAACAUGGGACAUUUCCUUUUGGGUGGCGGUGACCUUCAUUCUUGGAUCUACCUUUUGGGUGAUCAAUGGCUUCAUCCUUUUCCUGCCACUCGCCCCAUCACAUAGCUCACCCCACGGCAAUGCCGCCGCGUGGAUUGCCUUCGCCGGCGGGACGUUCUUCGAGAUCGGAAGCUACCUCAUGUACCUCGAGGCAAUCAACGCCGGGCAUGAAAAGCUCUUUGGGCCGGCCCUUUGGGGCCUCAUAGAGGAUGCGGGAGCCGACUGGACUGGCAGCAAGGACAGCGAGAGGAGCGUGCACGAUCGCGGUGCGAGCAGGACGCAUGUGGAUUUCCGGUGGCUCGGCAGAGCACCAUGGAGGGAGCUCGGCUUCCUCGCAUCGGUCGCGCAGCUAUGUGCCGCGUCUAUCUUCUGGAUUUCCACCAUUACAGGCGUCCCCGGCGUCAUCCCGAACCUAUCCACCAACCCGCCCGUUGCGAUCACAGACGUAUUCUACUGGACGCCGCAGGUGCUCGGCGGCACAGGCUUCAUCAUCUCCUCGCUGCUCCUCAUGAUCGAAGUCCAGCGGACGUGGUGGCGUCCGAACUUGCGAAGCUUGGGCUGGCACAUAGGGUUCUGGAACCUCAUCGGCGCGGUCGGAUUUAUGCUUUGCGGUGCGCUAGGGUACGCGUCGGUGACGUCCACCAAGGCUAAUUAUCAGAGUGUGCUGGCAACGUUCUGGGGGUCAUGGGCAUUCUUAAUUGGAAGUACUGUACAACUGUGGGAGACGUUGUGGAGAGAGGACACGAAUCAUGGAGACUGA